This is a messenger RNA of Hibiscus syriacus, 2503 nucleotides long. Its product is annotated as transmembrane 9 superfamily member 10-like. Gene Ontology annotation, cellular component: membrane. The transcript has 7 exons. The record is from RefSeq and is a predicted model, not a curated record. NCBI's taxonomy places the organism in Eukaryota, Viridiplantae, Streptophyta, Magnoliopsida, Malvales, Malvaceae. Gene Ontology annotation, biological process: protein localization to membrane. Bases 299 to 2215 code for a protein of 638 amino acids.
GGAGAGUCACCGUCAAGGUCACCUGAUGAAAAUCAAGACCGUGUGUCGAUAAUCAGAGAAUUUAAAUCCAACCGUUGGUGACUAGGGGAGGGAGGGUCCUCUCUAUAAACAUAUAGUUACAGACUUCUCUUCCCAGGGAUUCAUUUCUCGUGUUUACCAAUAAGCCACCCUUUUUCUUCUCUUCAUUCUUCGUUCACAAACAAGACAUUUCAAUUCGGCAAGGUUUUGUUUUUUUUUUCUUUCUAGUUCCUCGGGAAAGUGGGAAUUCGGGCGACGUAUAUAAAUCCGGUUAAAACCCAUGGCUGGUCAUAGGUUUGACGUCGCAUGGAUCUUCUCUUUGUUAGCUUUCUUCUUCUUUCGAGCCCAUUGUUUCUACCUCCCUGGCGUUGCCCCUGAAGAUUUCCAAAAGGGGAGUCAAUUGUUGGUGAAAGUGAAUAAGCUGACUUCAACAAAAACACAACUUCCUUAUUCCUAUUAUUUCCUACCCUUUUGUCAGCCUGAGCAUAUAGUUGACAGUGCAGAGAAUCUUGGGGAAGUCCUUCGUGGUGAUCGAAUUGAAAACUCUCCUUAUGUGUUCAAAAUGGGAGAACCGCAAAUGUGCAAUAUUGUGUGUCGAAAAAUUCUUGAUAAAAAAGUUGCAAAGGCAUUCAAGGAGAAGAUCGAUGAUGAGUAUCGAGUUAACAUGAUUUUGGAUAACCUUCCACUGGUUGUUCCUAUAAGGAGGCCUGAUCGGGAAAAUGCUGUAGUGUAUCAGUAUGGAUAUCAUGUUGGUCUCAGAGGAAAGUAUGCGGGGAGCAAGGAAGAAAAACAUUUUAUAAACAAUCACUUGACAUUUACAGUCAAGUAUCACAAGGAUCCAUUGUCAGACUCUGCAAGGAUUGUUGGAUUUGAGGUCAAACCAUUCAGUGUUAAACAUGAAUAUGAGGGUGAGUGGAAUGAGAAGACUCGUCUGACAACUUGUGAUCCCCAUGCAAAACGUGCAGUUACUACUUCUGAAUCUCCUCAAGAGGUUGAAGAGAAUAAGGAGAUCAUAUUUACUUAUGAUGUUGAGUUCCAGGAAAGUGAUAUAAAGUGGGCAUCCCGAUGGGAUACCUAUCUUCUAAUGGCUGAUGAUCAGAUCCAUUGGUUCUCAAUUGUUAAUUCUUUGAUGAUUGUAAUUUUCCUCUCAGGGAUGGUGGCUAUGAUCAUGUUACGAACUCUUUAUCGGGAUAUCUCCAAGUACAACCAACUCGAAACUCAAGAAGAAGCACAAGAGGAGACAGGGUGGAAACUGGUCCAUGGAGAUGUUUUUAGGCCUCCAACAAAUUCUGACUUACUCUGUGUGUAUGUUGGAACAGGGGUUCAAUUUUGUGGUAUGAUUAUUGUUACCAUGAUCUUUGCUCUCCUUGGUUUCCUAUCCCCUUCAAAUAGGGGUGGGUUAAUAACAGCCAUGCUUCUACUCUGGGUCUUCAUGGGCCUGUUUGCUGGAUAUUCCUCGGCUCGUCUCUGUAAGCUGUUCAAGGGAACCAAAUGGAAGAAAGUUACACUCAAAACAGCAUUUAUGUUUCCUGCAACAGUGUUUGCUAUAUUCUUUGUCCUGAAUGCUCUGAUAUGGGGCCAGAAGUCUUCAGGGGCAGUACCAUUUGGAACCAUGUUUGCAUUGGUAUUGUUGUGGUUUGGCAUCUCAGUCCCACUUGUUUACGUGGGUAGUUAUUUUGGUUUUAAGAAGCCAGCAAUAGAGGACCCAGUGAAAACUAAUAAGAUCCCUAGGCAAAUUCCAGAGCAGGCUUGGUACAUGAACCCAGCCUUCUCCAUCCUACUUGGGGGCAUACUUCCAUUCGGGGCUGUUUUUAUUGAGCUCUUUUUCAUCCUCACUUCAAUAUGGUUGCAUCAGUUCUAUUAUAUAUUUGGCUUCCUUUUCAUUGUCUUUGUCAUUCUUAUUGUCACUUGUGCCGAAAUCACAGUAGUACUCUGCUACUUCCAGCUAUGCAGUGAGGAUUACCGAUGGUGGUGGCGGUCAUACUUGACUUCGGGUUCUUCAGCACUCUACUUAUUCCUCUAUGCUGCUUUCUACUUCUUUACGAAGCUCGAGAUCACAAAGCCAGUAUCUGGGGUUUUAUACUUUGGUUAUAUGUUGAUAGUAUCGUAUGCAUUCUUCGUGCUCACUGGUACAAUCGGUUUCUAUGCUUGCUUCUGGUUCACAAGGCUCAUCUACUCGUCUGUGAAGAUUGAUUGAUCUGAUAUUGCAACUUAAGAAAAACUGCUAGUCCGUUUCACUACAAGGAUGUUCAAAUUAUCCGAUAUAGAAUCAGAAAUUCAGGACAUCCCCAUUUGGUUCGAGUUUUGAAUCUUUGAUCAUAAAACUGUUAGUUUUCUUAAACUUCUCCAUACAGGUUCCUUGGCUGUUUCUAGUUAUGUUUAUUUGCUAAUUGGUUCCACUAAUUUACUGUAUUGUAUGAGACCCUUGAGAAACUGUUGAGCAAAAAUUGAAGCAUCCAUGUAUUCACAAGCACAAUAGUGCUUU